CACAGUGAGAUGAACAUGGUACGAUAAUAGACAGAACAUAUUUUAGUUCUGAUACUUAGACUUAACUAUUAUUUUUGCCUCUUUCUUUCUUUUUUCCUUCCUUCCAUUUUUGUUUUCUUCUUCCUUUCAUUCUUUUUUCUUUUUUCUUUGUUUCAUGGCGCUUGGCAACACCAUAUCCUUGAAUACGCCUUUUCAGCCGACAAAGCACAGGAUUCUGCCAUAUUUCCGCCUUCAAACACAAGAUUUGUUAACAUGGAAGAGCAGUUAGAGCACGUAUCUGAACCAUUAAAACCGACUGAAACACAAACACAAAAUGUCAAUUCAACUGAGAAUGAAUAUGAUCUCAGGAGGAGACGUAUUGCAAAGGUUUUCAUGGAUGCGUAUGGAGGUGAUAUCCUGAAAUAUCGCAAGAUGGACCCUAAGAAGCUUGAGGAGAUGCAGAAGAAGCGUGACGAGGAAGAGGAGGCAAGGGUCACCUCCCCUUACAACAUCCAGACCGUCUUCUGGAUCCUAGCUUCCAUCGCCAUUUUCAAACUGACCGACUUUGUUCCUGCCAUGUUUUACGAUUCAGCUGUGAAAAAGACGUGGUUAUACAUUGGUGCAGGUUUUAUCGGCAUCAACAUGGCUAUCGCUCUCUAUCUGAUCAUAGUAUGUUCUUGGAUAAGAAAGAUCACGGACUGGGAAAAACAUUCUCCAAGUGCCGUCCCGAUUGCAACAUGUUCCUUUGUCUCCGGGACUCUUUGUAUCAACAUAGCUCUGUGGCCCGUGUAUGGAUUCCUAACGCCGGUAUUACUCUUCACCCUCUUCAUGGGUUUCAUAGUCAUCGUCAGUCUCCUGCCGAAUAGCAUUCGACAGGGGGUAGUAAUCUGAUUAAUUUGAUCAAUCUUUUUCAUUUUCCUGUUUCCCUAAAUCUCUCUUCCUUUUUCUAUGUUAGCACACUGAAAUGUUGGAUUUUUCACUCCUACUUAAAUCAAAUAUUAACAUAUUUCACAUACUACUUCAAUAGCCAGUACUUCAGCCUCUCUUAUAUGCGUUUACAUUUUACUUAUUAACUAAUUUUCACUUUCUUUAAUUCAUGGAUUCUAUUGGUGUAUCAAAAUGCUCAAAAACUAUUAUACGAUGGCGCAGUAAGGUAUAGUUAUAUUGCCUUUUUAUACAAAUUUUUAUACAUAAUGGUGGUGAUAAAAACAAAAAGUUUUUUAUGAAACUAGAAUUUUUAGACUAUUAGGUAGGAGACUGCGCCUUUCUUAUAAUCCCCAUAGCUAGAAUUGAAGAAGAAUUAUACGAUUGCUUUGUUGUGCUAGAUAUACAUUAUUCCAAUUCAUACAUUCACUUGGUGCGUACUUGGAGUGUAUCUGGGAGAAAGAUUUUUGUGUGUUUCUUGUUGGUCAUAAAAUGUUUAGUGUGUGGAUUUUCUCUGCUGCUGUGAUUGUUGCUUGUACAGAUCACUUAAAUAUGGAACUUUAUAUUGUCCAUUGGUGAUAAUACCUUUGGAUAGACCCAGGACAAUUGGGGCAUAGGACCAGUCAAACAUCAAUGGGACCAUUGGGGCAUAGGACCGGUCAAACAUCAAUGGGACCAUUGGGACGUAGGGCUGGUCAAACAUUAAAAGGGCCAUUGGGGCGUAGGACCGGUCAAACAUCAAUGGGACCAUUGGGGCAUAGGACCGGUCAAACAUCAAUGGGACCAUUGGGGCGUAGGACCAGUCAAACAUCAAUGGGACCAUUUGGGCGUAGGACCGGUCAAACAUCAAUGGGACCAUUGGGGCAUAGGACCGGUCAAACAUCAAUGGGAUCAUUGGGGCGUAGGACCGGUCAAACAUCAAUGGGACCAUUGGGGCGUAGGACCGGUCAAACAUCAAUAGGACCGGUCAAACAUCUAUGGGACCAAUUGGACUUACAUCUAGGACCAAUGGGACAUAGGAACAGUGGGACAAAGAACCAAACUUAAAACUUUUUAAAAAGGCAGGACGCUAAACAUUUUUGGGGGAGGGGGGCAUGAGCUAACUCAACCAUUUUUUACUAAUUAUAAAUCUGACUAACCUGUCUCAUUGCACGUUUUAAUAAGUGGCACAGAAGUAUGACAUUUGCAGUGAGUGAUGCUACUAACAGACCAUUGCAUGAAUACAGUCAUUAGUUGAAUAAGUAU
Strongylocentrotus purpuratus (purple sea urchin) is the source of this 2148-nucleotide messenger RNA. RefSeq names its product transmembrane protein 128. The record is from RefSeq and is a predicted model, not a curated record. Lineage: Eukaryota; Metazoa; Echinodermata; Echinoidea; Camarodonta; Strongylocentrotidae. The transcript is spliced from 5 exons. The coding region runs from base 253 to 870 and encodes 205 amino acids.